This is a messenger RNA of Scaptodrosophila lebanonensis, 1470 nucleotides long. RefSeq names its product ETS-like protein pointed. NCBI's taxonomy places the organism in Eukaryota, Metazoa, Arthropoda, Insecta, Diptera, Drosophilidae. The coding region runs from base 161 to 670 and encodes 169 amino acids. The transcript has a single exon. The record is from RefSeq and is a predicted model, not a curated record.
GCGCCAAUUGACAACAACUUGAUCAUCCGCCGCAGCUGUGGCGGCCGCAGUGGGAGUCAAUCAUAGCAUCAAUCCCAGCAUUGCCAGCAGCAAUAUCAGCCAUAUCAGCAAUGGCAAUGCCUUUGCUAGCAACCAUGAGCAGCACAGCAGUGUUGCUGUCAUGCAUGCGGCAUACGGCAAUACCAACAGCAACAACAACAGCAACAGCAACAACAACAGCAGUAGCAGUGUCAGCAGCAGCAACAACAAUAUUUGCAAUCAACAAAUCAACUAUAGUAACAACAAUAUCAACAAUAUGAGCGCGAGCGGCUUCUUCGGCAGCGGCGUUGCCAGCAACAACAAUGGCGAUUAUAUGGCCGAUGCCGCAACCAUGAUGAUGGCCGCGGCUGCUGUCAAUGCAAAUCAUCAGCGCAUGUUGCUGGCCAGCAGUGGCGGUGGCGGUGGCGGAGGUGGUGCUGAUGCUGACAGCGAUGAGCAACUAACUGUUAAUGCCACCGAAUCAGCUGCGGUCACGGUCAGCACAGCCUCCUCAGCGGGCUCAUUGUCAUCGGCCUCAUCGACACACUCCCAGCAAUCGACGACACCGACUACAGCAGCGGCCAGCAGCAUAGCCCAGCCGCCAAAUUUAAUCGAUAUCAGCGAAGUUCCUCUCAUUGUGGAUGUCAAGUAGUGUAAUUAUUUAUGCAUAUUCAAAAAAUAUGUUCAAAGAAAAAUGUAAAAAAAAAAAGAAUAUUGAAAGUUGAGGAAAUCAAGAAGUAGAGUUAGAUGUACACGCUUAGUCUAAUUGUUUAAACUUCCUUUAGUUGUUGUAUUUUGUACAUAAAUCAAAUUUCCUUUCUAUAGGUCGCAAACGCUGUCUGCAGUUUAAAGACAGACCGACAGACAGACAGAUCCUUCUGGCCAAGUAUUUCACGUAAGACGUGAAAUGUUUGGCUCGCUAUUGGGGUGGCCAUUUAUUCAAUAUGUGUAUGUAUAAUAUUUAAAAGGCACUGAGUUCUACUUAAUUUUUAACGGCAACGUAAAACAAUAAACAUUGAUGAAUAUCUCGAGCCCCAUGUUUUCAAUAAACUAAAAAAAAAAGUAAAAGUAAAACCAAUAAAAAGACAAUGUACAUGUAUGUUAGACGAAAUACUAUUUAUGUAUGUUUUGUAGCAUAUCUAAACCUAUAUAUAUAUACUAUAUAUACAUUUAAUAAUACAAAUAAGACGUACUCUACUCCCAGUGGUUUGCAGAAUUAUACCAAAAAUAUAUUUUACUUUAUGUUUCUCACUACUUACAACAUUUUCGUGUGGCAAUUAUUUGUGUGCUUUAGCAAUUUUAUUUUACUUUAAGUAAAAUGUGAAAUCAAAUUUUCAAACAUAUUCGUAACCAUAUCUCAAAGAUAUGCCAAAUUCUUCAAUUAAUUUUAUGCAAAAUUUAGCAAAUUCUUUUAUUUUGUAAUCCAAAAGCGGCAAUACAACUAAAAAUUUA